Molecule: messenger RNA, 3663 nt
Organism: Nerophis ophidion (straightnose pipefish)
Lineage: Eukaryota; Metazoa; Chordata; Actinopteri; Syngnathiformes; Syngnathidae
Exons: 12
Coding region: 86-3481 (1131 amino acids)
Source: RefSeq, a predicted model, not a curated record
UAAAUGCUCUCCCCAGGUUUGUAUGCCUUUGUUUACAGGUGCAGGUGAAGAGGAGCCCACCGAUGCAAUGCUCGUCUAAGCGGCCAUGGAGGUGGAAUCUCAGCCUUCUACUACCUCGCAGACGAUGAGGACGCCGCUGGAAGCAGGCCCUUCCCGCCUUACCGCUCCUAUCGCCGGACAUGAUGCUGCGUCGCCCCUGGCUUCAGGUGCCGAGUUGCUGCCCAAGUCCUGGCGACAGACGCUGCCGGAAGAACAGCACGACUGGGUGGGCCGCGCGCUUUUUUUCCGAGGUCCCAAGGGGAGAGCGGUUCUCAAGUCUGGGCUGCAACUAUGGUGGCAACCUCCUAGGAAAUUGCCGUAUUACACGCAGCCCCCUGCCUCGUCCGCCGUCUUUUUCCACUCGCGCUUUUUCCUGUGGUGCCCGUACAAGCUUUGGGGCUGCAAACUGGAGUGCCCAAAAUGCAAGCACAAGCUGACGGGUUGUGGACUGUACAAGACCCUGAGAAAGGUCUUGGACCUAAGUGACUGGUACUACAUGGCCACAGAGUAUCUGGAGUGCCACGCGUGCCACAGGAAGUAUGCCGCUUGGGCCAGCAACAUCAUCGGGCAGCUGAGCACGGCAAAACAGGCAGAGUUCCCGGCGAUCCUCACCUACAGGUUAUCUUGUGACAAGAAGGUCAUACGGCAAAUGCAGGCUCGCACGCUGGGUAACGGUGCCACUCGGCUUCGCUCCUACUUGGUAGAGGAGCACUCACGAGAGUGGCAGACUCGGGCACUCGGCUACCUGGAGGUGAUGGCUCGCUUUCGCUCCGUCAGCUCCUUCCCGCUGCCGAGGGCCUGUAUCCCGCCCAUGCGCCCGCUGCCUAGCGUUUCCUGGCUGCUGUCGGUGUACGUGAGGGAGGUUCUUCCUCGCAUGGAGCACACGAAGGCCAGGAUUACGUCUACUUUCGGAAAUAUCCUGAAAAUGGACUCCACCAAGAAGAUGACCAAGAAGCUGGCAGGUGAAGCCGCGGGAACGGCUGCCUGGGUCACCAACGUCGGCAACGAGCUGGGCCAGGUGCUAAUGUCGGUGCUGACGGUGGCAGAGGGGGACGGUCUGCUGGCCAUGGCCCAGGGACUCAUGCGCCGCUACCGAGAGGCCGGGCGAGACCCUCCUCACGUGCUCUACGUGGACCGUGACUGUUGUUGCUCCGCCGGCGAACAGCCUAAGGUGGCGGCUACGUUCGGCGAGUGGGACAGGCUGGUGGUGCGCCUGGACGUGUGGCACCUCAUGCGCCGCUUUGCCAGGGGCGUUUGCACAGAGGCCCACAUGCUGUAUGGUGAAUUCAUGAACAGACUCUCGUUUGCCAUGUUUGAGUGGGACGAAGGGGACAUGAGCCGUCUGCGCGAGGCUAAGCGGGCGGAGCGUGGCGGGAACGGCCACGUCGAGCCGUCGCGCAAGGAGCUGUACCGUCACUGCCGCCGGCGCACCAGAGGAGUGGAGGAGACCACGCGUCUUGUCCAAGAGGUGCUGGAUCACCUGUGGGAUGCCAAAGACACCUUGGGCAUCAAGCUGUUUGACCAAGGCAGGAUGAAGGAGAUUUGGAGCACUCAGCGACGCCACUUGGGCUGCAUCCAGGACCCGCCUGGCGUGGCGCUUUACACAAGAACUUCCACAGUGACCAGAGGAGGGGUGGCUCUUCCCGUCUUCCGCUGUGCAAGGGGCUCCACUUCUCUGGAAAGCUUCCACCUGCACUUGGCCCGUUUCAUUCCAGGUACGUCGGCCAACGCGCGCCAUUUCCAGGUUUACCUUCUGGAGGGUCUGUGUAGGUGGAACGAGGGCCGAGGAAGAGCGGCGGUGAAAGGGACCGAUGAUGUCACGGUGCAGUGUUACGACGCCGGCCUGCAAGACGCACUCACGCAGCUGACACAAGAGCUCAUGGGUCUCACGCUGGUUGACAAUUACACCCCGGCGAGCAAGUACACAGGAGAGCUUAUUGGCAUCCAGUAUCUGUAUGCCCAGACUGGCGCCGUGCUGCAGUCCCACGUUGUGGAUGAUCCGGACAAGCCUGACUCAGAUGACAUGGAGGACGAAGACCAACUCGAGGAUGAUGAGGGUUACGAUGACGAGCCAGUGGGAAUCGAGCAGUAUACGGGUGACCGCCACUCCUCCGUGGCUCUGCCUCCCGACGAUGAGCCAGCAGAAGAGAAGGAAGAAGAAGAAGAUGUGUUAGGUCCAGACGGGAACGGCGGAUACCAGCAUGUCUGUCGCUUGGCCACCGCCCUUGUUGCGCUGCGGCGCCAAAUGUUUGUGCCGCCUCGGCAGGAGAGGCAUAUAAUAGAACUUUGGCAAAAGCUGACAGACGGAGACAAAGCGCCUCCCAGCCUUCCCCCCCGCCACGCUCCCAAGCUGAACAAGGGACGCUUCAGGGUCUCCAGGCAAAACCACUUGGAAGGGGUGGCCAGUGUAAAACGUUUGUGCAUCGGGCGGGGCACCGAGGUUGCGCACUCCCCGGCCACAAGCAGGUUGAUGGAGGCAGUCUUCAUUCAGCUGUCGAGCCACCACAGCCAAGAGCACCGCAUUUCAGGGUUCCGGCAGAGCCGAUGGUCACUGAUCAUGCGGGACUACACGCGCAUUCGCGGGAACCUGUCCGGCAACCGGGCCAUCAAAGCUGCUGGCUGCAGCAUUCGCCUCCUGGAGGUCAACCACCGCACGCUCACUCAAUGGUUCAACAAGCGGUGUAAGGACAUGGCCACUGCUGAUGUUGUUGCGACGGUGCCAGCACAAAGUGCAGCAGCGACGACACGGUCCCUUCCUGCAGCCAGGGAACUGAUGGUAGACGUCGCACAACCCCAUGACGCGCACGACUUUCAGCACCCAGCUGACACAUCUGGGCUGGCUUGCACACGAAGGGGGCCUGUGGUGCCAGAACUCUACCGUGCUGUUGUUGCUGCUCCUGCUCCUCCAUCAUCAUUAUCAUCCUCGGCUGCUGCUGCUCCUGCAUCAUCAUCAUCAUCAUCAUCAUUAUCAUCCUCUGCUGCUGCUGCUCCUCCUCCUCCCAGGAUACCACACUCAACAGCCUGGUAUCGGAAAAAGAAGGCACUUAGCCUAGGUGGUAUUAUGGAUGCCCCUCCCAAGCGAACCGAGACAUUCAAGUGCAAACUCUGUGGGCAACCAAAGAAGAAAGAAUAUGGCCACAGUCGCUACAGAAACGAGACCUUUUGCGCACGUUCACAGGGGCGUUCGGUGGAGGAGUGGUUGGCUGAGAAAAGGAGCCAGGACACACAAAGACAGAGGCAGGCAAGAGCAACCCAGCCACCUGCACAGACCACAAGAGCAACCCAGCCACCUGCACAGACCCCUGUGCCCAACCCACAGACCCCUGUGGUGCCCAACCCACAGACCCCUGUGGUGCCCAACCCACAGACCCCUGUGGUGCCCAACCCAUACGCCCAUUCUAUGUUGUUGCUGCGGAAGAUUUUACCAAAACCACCUCUGUAACCUUAUGACUUAGCUCUCUGUUUUUUGCAUUGUCCCUUUAAAAAAUACUUGUGAAUACUCUGUAAAUACUUUGUACAUGACUUUUUGCAUUGUAUAGUUUUAUUGCAUCUUGUCUUAUAUGUCUGCUGUAAUGAAUACUCUGUAAAUACUUUGUACAUGACUAUUACAUUGUAUAGUUUUAU